This is a messenger RNA of Daucus carota subsp. sativus, 1774 nucleotides long. Its product is annotated as premnaspirodiene oxygenase. The transcript has 2 exons. Gene Ontology annotation, molecular function: monooxygenase activity; heme binding; oxidoreductase activity, acting on paired donors, with incorporation or reduction of molecular oxygen. Bases 143 to 1633 code for a protein of 496 amino acids. NCBI's taxonomy places the organism in Eukaryota, Viridiplantae, Streptophyta, Magnoliopsida, Apiales, Apiaceae. The record is from RefSeq and is a predicted model, not a curated record.
CUAAGGUUUAUGACAAGGAUUCAGACAAAGGAGUCAAGUCAUAAUAACAAACUGCAGUUAUCUCUCUGAUAUUAUAAAAGAAAGUUUAACAGUACUAUUCAGUCCCCAGACUACAACUAUCUAAUAGUAUUAUUCAAUCCUCAUGGAGACACAUAUACCCAGUUUAUAUGCUCCCUUUGCCUUGUUCUUCUUCCUAUACAUGGUGCUGAAAAUUGCAAAAUUUUCGAAAACUGAGAAGCUACAACUUCCUCCAGGGCCGCGGCGACUUCCUGUAAUUGGAAACAUCCACCAGCUUGUUGGUUCACUUCCUCACCACAUUCUCAGAGACUUGGCCAAGAAGUAUGGUCCCCUGAUGUCUCUGAAGCUUGGUCAGGUCUUUGCGGUGGUUGUUUCCUCCCCUGAAGUUGCCGCGGAAAUACUGAGAACACAUGACCUUAAUGUUUCUCAGAGGCCCUAUUUUCUGUCAGGGGAGAUUAUUGCUUAUAAUUCUUCAGACAUCCUCUUUUCUCCAUACGGUGAGUACUGGAGACAAAUGCGGAAAAUUUGCACGUUGCAUGUGUUUAGCUCAAAGAGUAUUCAGAAGUUCCAGCCAAUAAGGAAAGAGGAGGUCUUGAAUUUCAUCAAACAGGUUUCUCAGAACGAGGGAUCAGCAAUUAACAUUGGCGAGGAGUUCUUCUCAUUAACGACUGGGAUUACAUCCAGAGUUGCUUUGGGGAGGAAACUUAAGGAUCCGGAAGUAUUUGCUUCGUUUGUUAAGGAAGCAGUGGAGCUAUCAUCAGGCUUCAGUGUUGUUGAUAUGUAUCCUUCCGUGAAACUUCUUCAGGUGAUCAGUGGGAUUCGGUAUAGGCUAGAGAAGGUGCACGAAAAGAUGAAUAAGGUACUUGAAACUAUAGUCAAUGAACAUCGCGACAGGCUGAGAGAAGGCAAUGACCAAGACUUAAUAGAUGUUCUUCUGAGAAUUCAGAAGCAUGGAUACCUUGAGGCUCCUCUAACUGAUGACAACAUCAAAUCAGUCAUUCUGGGAAUAAUCAGUGCUGGAAGCGAAACAUCAGCAUUAACUCUAACCUGGGCAAUGUCUGAAAUGCUAAAGAAUCCGAAAGUGAUGGAAACAGCACAGGCUGAGGUAAGAAAAGUGUUUAAAGGCAGUGAAAAUGUUGAUGAAGCAAGGCUUCAGGAAUUGGACUACUUAAAGCUGGUGAUCAAAGAAACAUUGAGGCUACACCCCCCUGCACCCCUGCUAGUUCCGCGAGAGUGCAGAGAAGAAAUUAAAAUAAACGGCUUCGACAUACCUGUAAAAACCAAAAUCAUUGUCAACGUGUGGGCGAUAGGGAGAGAUCCAAGAUACUGGCCUGAUGCUGAGAGCUUUAAGCCCGAGAGGUUUCAAGAGAGUUCGGUUGAUUUCAGAGGGACUGAUUUUGAGUAUAUACCGUUUGGUGCUGGGAGAAGGAUGUGUCCUGGAAUGUGGUUAGCCUUGCCUACUAUGAUGCUGCCUCUAGCUCAAAUGUUGUACCAUUAUGAUUGGAAGCUCCCUGAUGGACUAAAGAACGAAGAGCUGGACAUGAGUGAGGCUUAUGGCAUAACAUCUGCCAGAAAACAAGAUCUGUAUGUUGUUCCUGUUGCCUGUACUUCUUGAAAGAUGACACAAGCCAAUACUACAACCGGAGUGUAAUGUAAAUUAUGUAAUAACUAGCGCCACGAGGCAUAGAGAUGUUCUUAUGCGUGUGAUGUUGCUAGUCUUUCAACAAUACAAUAACAAAGGGUUACUAUUAUGUUA